Pelmatolapia mariae (spotted tilapia) is the source of this 1618-nucleotide messenger RNA. Its product is annotated as cytochrome P450 3A40-like. Gene Ontology annotation, molecular function: oxidoreductase activity, acting on paired donors, with incorporation or reduction of molecular oxygen; iron ion binding; steroid hydroxylase activity. The coding region runs from base 1 to 1479 and encodes 492 amino acids. Lineage: Eukaryota; Metazoa; Chordata; Actinopteri; Cichliformes; Cichlidae. The record is from RefSeq and is a predicted model, not a curated record. The transcript has 13 exons.
AUGUUUUUCACCUGGACUUUGCUGGCCCUGCUUUUUACUUUGAUAUUACUAUAUGGAAUAUGGCCAUAUCGGUUCUUCAAAAAGCUGGGGAUACCUGGACCGAGGCCCCUGCCUUUUAUUGGAACGAUGCUGGGCAUGAGGAAGGGAUUUCUUGCUUUUGACAGAGAGUGCCAUGCCAAGUAUGGGGACAUCUGGGGGUUGUACGAUGGACAUACGCCGGUGUUAAUGGUGACCGACCCUGAGAUUGUUAAAACUGUGAUGGUGAAAGAGUGCUACUCUUUAUUUACCAACCGCAGGGAUUCUGGUUUCUUCAGUGAACCUCUGGAUGAUGCAGUGGCAGAAGUGAAAGACGAAAGGUGGAAACGGAUUCGCAACACUCUGUCUCCAUGCUUCACCAGCGGAAGACUGAAACAGGUUUUUCCCCUCGUUGCUCGCUAUGCAGAACGACUUGUUGCAAAACUUGAGGAAACAAAUUUGAAUGAACCCAUCAACGUCAAACAGUUUGUGGCUCCUUACAGUUUAGACACUGUGACCAGUGCUUCUUUCAGUGUGGAGACAGACUCCAUAAACAAUCCAGACGAUCCUAUCAAUGUUCAAAUUAUGAAGGUCCUUAAAGUCAACACUGGGCUUUUCUUUUUGCUAAUGGCAUUUCCCCUCAGUCGUCGUCUGUUAAAGCAGCUCAAAAUUGAGAUCAUGCCCAAAGAAAACAUAAACUUUUUCCUCAACAUCAUCAAGCGAUUUAAAGAUGAGCAUCGUGAAGCCAAAUCUACACGACCAGACUUCCUGCAUGUGUUGAUUCAGAGUGAGAUCCCAGAAAAGAACUAUAAGAACAAUGAAGAUCAGCCAAGUAAAGGUUUGACUGAACAUGAGAUACUUUCCCAGGCCUUCGUCUUCAUCCUUGGAGGCUACGACACCACUAGCAACACUGUUACUCACAUCCUUUAUAAUCUGGCUACAAACCCUGAUGUGUUGCAGACCUUACACAAAGAAAUCGAUGAUAACCUGAAGGAAGAUGCGCCCAUUUUAUACGAGGAGCUGACCAGUCUAAAGUACCUGGACCAAGUUAUACUUGAAUCGAUGCGAUUGAUUCCCAUUGCCCCUCGCCUCGACAGGGUGUGCAAAAAAACUGUUAAAGUGAAUGGCCUCACCAUCCCUGAGGGAACCGUGGUUGGAAUUCCUGUGUGGGUGUUGCACAAAGACCCACGCUACUGGAACUCACCUGAGCUUUUCAGACCAGAGAGGUUCAGUAAAGAUAGCGGGGAGAAGGUGAACCCAUACAUGUACAUGCCAUUUGGACUCGGCCCUCGUAACUGUGUUGGGAGGCGCUACGGCCUACUCACCACGAAGAUGGUUAUUGUCCGUCUCUUGCAGAAGUACACUUUGGAAACGUGCAAAGAGACCAUGAUUCCACUUCAGUUUGACUGGAAGUCUGAACCUGUUCAGCCCAUAAAACUCAAGUUUGUUCCCAGAAAAGAGUAAUCUAAAAGGGAACGUCUCCAAAUCCCAUCAAACAUGUUUUUAUAUCUGCUGCCAAGAUAACAUUCAGAGUUGAUAUUUUUAACUAUUUUAAAAUGUUAUUGAAUCAGAGCAGGGUAAACAUCUGAUUUUUGUGUUUUAC